Asparagus officinalis (garden asparagus) is the source of this 1836-nucleotide messenger RNA. RefSeq names its product ubiquitin-like modifier-activating enzyme 5. Gene Ontology annotation, molecular function: UFM1 activating enzyme activity. Gene Ontology annotation, biological process: protein ufmylation. The transcript is spliced from 13 exons. Bases 209 to 1489 code for a protein of 426 amino acids. NCBI's taxonomy places the organism in Eukaryota, Viridiplantae, Streptophyta, Magnoliopsida, Asparagales, Asparagaceae. Gene Ontology annotation, cellular component: cytoplasm; cytosol. The record is from RefSeq and is a predicted model, not a curated record.
GUCGCGCACCGCCAUCAUCUCCACCACACAGGUCGGGGCCGGCCCAUGGACUGGGCCUGUAUUGGGACAACAGCAGGGCAUCCCAAUUAAGGUCAUUUAGACCCACUAAAAACUUGGCCCAGCCCAGUUAAUCAGCGAAUCUGGUAACGCAUCCUUCUCGUGCUGAAACAGUGAAUCCAGGCACUCGAUCCGUCAGAGGGAGCGAGCAAUGGAGGAAGAACUGAGAUCGCUUCUCCAAGAUCUUGAAACCCUCAAGCGAUCUGUACCCGAUCCCGAUCAAAAUGAUUCCAUCAACAAGUUGCAACAAAGAGUAGAUAAAAUCAUGAGCAUGUCGAAAUUGGGGUCCGCCCGGCGAUCGAAAGUCAAGGAUAUGAGUGCCGAGGUGGUGGAUAGCAACCCCUAUAGUAGACUAAUGGCACUUCAACGAAUGGGUAUUGUGCAGAACUAUGAAAGGAUACGAGAUUUCUCGGUCGCGAUAGUAGGAAUUGGUGGGGUAGGCAGUGUUGCUGCAGAAAUGCUUACGCGGUGUGGGAUUGGUCGGCUCUUGUUGUAUGAUUAUGACACAGUGGAGUUGGCGAACAUGAAUAGGCUUUUCUUUCGUCCAGACCAGGCUGGCAUGACCAAGACAGAUGCUGCUGUUCAGACUCUUUCAGACAUUAACCCUGAUGUUGUACUAGAAAGCUAUUCAUUGAACAUCACGACUGUAAAAGGUUUUGAAAUUUUUAUAGAGAGUCUUAAACGAAAUCAGAAGCAAGGUGCUAACACUGGAGUUGAUCUUGUAUUGAGUUGUGUUGAUAAUUAUGAGGCUCGCAUGGUUGUAAACCAGGCAUGCAAUGAGCUGAACCAGACAUGGAUGGAGUCUGGUGUAUCUGAGGAUGCUGUUUCUGGUCAUAUCCAAUUGCUGAAUCCUGGAGAAACAGCUUGUUUUGCAUGCGCCCCUCCUCUGGUUGUAGCAUCUGGUGUAGAUGAACGCACACUUAAGCGUGAGGGAGUAUGCGCUGCAUCUUUACCAACUACUAUGGGCGUUGUUGCUGGUCUCCUAGUGCAGAACACACUUAAAUACUUAUUGAAGUUUGGACAAGUUUCUCCAUAUCUGGGAUACAACUCGCUAAAGGACUAUUUUCCAACAAUGGAGAUGAGGCCAAACCCUCAAUGUUCAAAUUCAGCAUGUCUUGAACGACAGAAGGAAUAUGCCCAAGCAAAGCCAGCUAGAGAUGCCUUAGCAAAGGCAAAACUGGAAGCUGAAGCAUCUUUAAGUAAUGAAGGUCCACUUCACGUUGAUAAUGAAUGGAACAUAAGUGUUGUAGACAUUGACAGUGAGAAGACAUCUGCUGCAAGCAGAAGUUCCGAUGCCCUUCCAGAAGGUCUCAUGCAUGAGCUUCCGAGCUCCGAUAGACUUCAAGAAUCACCAUUAGCCCAGGAGACCAUCACCAUCAGUGAUGAUCUCGAGGAUCUCCAACGGCAACUAGAUGCCCUCAAUGCAGCUUGACUUUACCCAAAGACUUUUAACAUUCCCCUGUAUUUUGUAUUCAUUUCUGUAACUCGGCUGAUCAAUUAUAUCAAUCAAAUUCCCCCUCGUAAAAUUAAAGAAUGAAGGGGGGGGGGAGUGGUAAUACUUAACCAAACUAGCGAACCUGUCCCUUAGCCUAGGCUAUGAAAAGAGGGACUGUGCAUCUUGACAUGGUUUUAAUUUUGUUUGAUAGGACGCUAAAGGAAUUCUGAAAAUGAGAGCGUGCGAUUAGUUUUCGUCUAUGCCUUCAUUCUGAGAAGGAGAUGCUUGUUGGCUAUUCUUGUAUUUUGAUGAAUUAAUUACUCUACCGAACCUGUUAUUGUGAA